GGUCAUGAUAGCAAACCUAGUACAUUCAAUAACCUUGGCCUGUCAUUCAUUCGUCGAUUCGAACGUCUGGGAAACAUCGUUGACAUUGAGAAGGCCAUCUGUGCCCAGCAAAAGGCUAUUGCGCUCACAGACGACGGUAAUAGGGAAAAACCUCGUAUGCUCGCAGACCUCGGAGCAUCAUUUAUGCGUCGAUUUCGGCGGCUGGGAAACCUCGUCGACAUUGACGAAGCCAUUCUGAUCGAAAAGCAGGCUGUUGCACUGAUUCCUGAUGCUCAUAAAGACAGGCAUAGUAUGCUUGAAAACAUCGGACUAUCAUUCGCUUGCAGAUUCGAGAGGUUGGAAGAUCUCAGCGAUAUACGGGAGGCAAUUCAUUUUCAACAGCAGGCACGGGCAGUCGAACUUACACCUGACAGUCAUACAGACAAACCUUCCAAGCUUGGUAACCUCGGUAUUUCGUUGAGUUGUCGUUUUGACCGUUUGGGUAAUAUUGAAGACAUUGACAAGGCCAUCAAUGCUCAAGAGCAGGCUGUUGCGCUUACUCCCGACGGUCAUGCCGACAAGCCUAGUUGGCUUAGUAGCCUUGGAGGGUCACUCACUAAUCGAUUUCAGCGCUUGGGAAACCUCGUCGACAUCGACAAAGCCAUUUCUACUCAUCGGCAGGCUGUUUUACUGACACCUUACGGCCAUGCAGACAAGCCCGGUAGAAUCAUGAAUCUUGGGCAUUCACUUACCUGUCGAUUUGAGCGUCUGGGGGAACUCGUCGACAUUGACAAGGCAAUUCAUGCGCAUCGACUGGCUGUUGCACGCACCCCAGAUGAUCAUGCUGGCAAGCCAAGCAUACUCAGUGCUCUUGGGCAGUCAUACAAUUGUCGAUUCCUGCGUCUGGGUCACCUGGUGGACAUUGACGAGGCCCUUUCAAUUCAGCGUCGGGCUGCUUCCCUGACGCCCGAUGGACACGCAAACAUGCCAAAUAUGCUGAACAAUAUCGCGGUGUCACUCACUGGGAGGUACAAGCGUUUGGGGAAUGUCGUUGACCUCGAUGAGGCCAUUUCUACUCAGAAACAAGCGGUCACAAUGAUCCCCCAUGGUCAUGCAUACAAACCCGCUUGGCUGAAUAAUCUCGCAGGCUUGUUCGCCUGUCGCUUUGAGUGCUUAGGAUUUGCCACCGACAUUAACGAUGCGACUUCAACCUAUCGGCAAAGCGCACACUUAUCCGUGGGUCCUCCACAACAAUUGUUCAAUGCGGCUCUCAAUUGGAGCCGAACCUUUUAUAAGGCACACAAUGAACACUCACUAGAGGCAAAUGCAUCCAUUAUUGAAUUGAUACCACGUAUCGUCUGGCUCGGAACGGGUGUCUCCCAGCGUUAUCAAAACAUCUCUCCAAUAGGAAAUGUGGUCAUUGAGGCAGUGGCGGCCGCUAUAGAACUGAACAAACCUGAUACUGCAUUGGAAUGGAUUGAACAGGGGAGGUCUAUUGUAUGGGGGCAGAUUUUGCGCUUGCGUAGCCCUUUGAACGAUGUGAAAUUGUCAUCGAGACCAGAGUUAGCCACGGAGUUGGAGCAAGUCUCUCAACAACUAGAGCGAGCAGGCACCGAAGAAUUUCUCACCAUAGAAGCAGUCAACUCGGAGACUGAAGUUUCACCAGAAGACGAAGCGCAGAAACAUCGCAGGUUGGCUGAACGAUACGACCAACUGCUUGAAGAGAUUCGUUGUAUCCCUGGAUUCGAGCACUUUAUGAAACCUAAGCAACUGUCCUACCUUCGUGAUGCCUCCGAGCGAGGCCCAGUCGCCAUCAUUAACGUCCAUAAUACGCGGUGUGAUGCACUCGUUGUCAGAGACCCCAGUUCCCAUGUCUUACACAUUUCUCUUCUAGAUCUUUCGCUCGACGACACACAUAAAUUGAGACAGCAAUUCGUCAGCUGUCUAGCACAGGCGAAGGUUCGUGUCCGUGAAAAUCUCGAAGAUAGCGAAGGACGUGCAGAUCGGCCGCAUGAUCCACACGGUCUCCCAAGAGUUCGAAUGGAGUACAUCCUAGGAGAACUAUGGGUCAAGGUGGUGCAUCCCGUACUUGACGCUUUGUGUUUCAAGUCAUCAUCGGACUCAACAGCACUUCCCCAUAUAACCUGGUGUGCCACAGGGCCACUCGCAUUUCUCCCUCUUCAUGCCGCAGGACACUACAACAGACCGGACGGGCCACGAGCUUUUCAAUAUGUCGUAUCUUCCUACACUCCGACUAUCGCUGCGCUCGUGGAAGCCUUGAAAAGGCCUGAACAAUUGAACCCCAGCAUCCUAGCAGUAUCGCAGCCCAACUCCCCUGGGUACUCUGAUCUUCCGGGCACCCGCCAGGAGGUACAAGCAAUCGAAAGCUGCGCCGAUGGACUGAGCUUGAAUUGGCUUGACGGAGCUAGUGCUACAGUUGAUGCCGUCCUCGAAGCAAUGGCACAAAGCAGCUGGUGCCACCUCGCCUGUCACGGGGUUCAAGACCCCACUGAACCAACGAAGAGCUCUUUCGUUUUGCAUAACGGCCGUCUCGAUCUGCAUACAAUGAUGUCAAAGUCCUUCAAAUCUGCGGAAAUAGCGUAUCUGUCCGCCUGCCAGACGGCCAAAGGAGACGAAGAACGGCCGGAAGAAGCGAUACAUCUGGCGGCGGGCAUGCUCUUGGCUGGAUACAGAACAGUCUUUGCCACGAUGUGGUCCAUUGGAGAUAGAGAUGCACCUAUUGUUGCGAGGGAGGUAUACUCGCACAUGCUCAAGAGCUCCCAAAUGGGGAGAAGACGGCAGGCGGCAUAUGCGCUGCAUCACGCGGUGGGAGUUCUUCGAGACAAGGUUGGCGAGGACGCGUUUGUGCGGUGGAUGCCUUUCAUCCACUUUGGUGCUUGA
Stereum hirsutum FP-91666 SS1 is the source of this 2880-nucleotide messenger RNA. RefSeq lists its product as uncharacterized. The record is from RefSeq and is a predicted model, not a curated record. NCBI's taxonomy places the organism in Eukaryota, Fungi, Basidiomycota, Agaricomycetes, Russulales, Stereaceae. Gene Ontology annotation, molecular function: protein binding. The annotation marks the transcript as partial. The transcript is spliced from 3 exons.